This is a messenger RNA of Magallana angulata, 1055 nucleotides long. RefSeq names its product gamma-secretase subunit Aph-1-like. NCBI's taxonomy places the organism in Eukaryota, Metazoa, Mollusca, Bivalvia, Ostreida, Ostreidae. Gene Ontology annotation, molecular function: protein-macromolecule adaptor activity. The transcript is spliced from 6 exons. Gene Ontology annotation, cellular component: gamma-secretase complex; membrane; endoplasmic reticulum. Gene Ontology annotation, biological process: protein processing; Notch receptor processing; Notch signaling pathway. The coding region runs from base 138 to 920 and encodes 260 amino acids. The record is from RefSeq and is a predicted model, not a curated record.
AUUAAGACAAUUGAGGAAGUGAAAGUUGCACCCUGAAAGUUGACUGAUCUUGAUUAUCCUUUUAAAUUCCUUAUUAAUAACAUUCAUAACUGUUAUUUGUUCGGAUUCGUCCAUUUCCUUUUCUUAAAUAUACCAACAUGACUGUGAUGGAAUUUUUCGGCUGUACUUUUAUAGCGUUUGGACCUCCCUUUGCUUUGUUUGUUUUCACAAUUGCAAGAGAUCCUCUUCGAAUCAUAGUGCUUAUUGCAAGUGGAUUUUUUUGGUUGCUAUCACUUUUGGUAUCCUCAAUAUUGUGGUAUGCUGUAGUUCCACUUAGAGAGCAGUUGGUUUUUGGUCUGGUUUUCUCAGUUCUGUUUCAAGAAGCAUUUAGAUUUCUAUUCUACAAACUUUUAAGAAAGGCAGAUGAUGGCUUGCAGAAAGUUAGCCAAACAGGGCAAGAAAUGCACAUGACUCCCAGAGAUAUCACAAAUAAACAUAUUAUGGCUUAUGUCUCUGGUCUUGGAUUUGGGAUCUUGUCUGGAGCUUUCUCCACUGUCAAUGUUUUAGCCGAUAUGGUUGGUCCUGGAACCAUUGGUAUAUAUGGGGACUCAAAAUAUUUCUUUGUUGCUACAGCUUUUUUGACAUUAAGUUUCAUACUUCUACACACAUUCUGGGGAGUUAUUUUCUUUAAUGGGCUGGACAAGAAACAAUACUACAUGGUGGCCCUUGUGGUUGGAUCCCAUAUGCUUCUGUCAUGUCUGACCCUUUUGAACCAGAGAACCUCCUCGCGGGACAGCCCCUUGUACCUGGCUAGUAUUCUCCCUGCUUAUGUCAUGACAGUCAUCAUGGGAGUCCUAGCAUACUACAUAGCCGGAGGCUCAUUGGCUAAUGUCCGCAGUUGCUUCCCUUGUGGAAAUGCCCGCAAAUAUGAGAUUGACUGAGUUUUAUGAGAACUAAUAUCAUUACAUCUUGCAUUGAAAUUAUUGUCUCUAUAAUUUGUUAUUUCAAAUUCUUUUCUGUCAUUUUGUUUUUUUUAUUUUUGAAUGUCAUUUUCAGAAAAUAAAAUUGUUGUAGUA